Molecule: messenger RNA, 663 nt
Organism: Zasmidium cellare ATCC 36951
Lineage: Eukaryota; Fungi; Ascomycota; Dothideomycetes; Mycosphaerellales; Mycosphaerellaceae
Exons: 2
Coding region: 1-663 (220 amino acids)
Source: RefSeq, a predicted model, not a curated record
AUGGACACACCCGAAGCAGCGGCUGGUGGUCUUCCAGCAUACCCAUCACAGCUCCGGCAGUAUUGGCAGACGCAAAGCACGAAGGCACCCCUAGCGAGUGCCCGUCCCUGCCACGCGCCGCGACGCAAAGGCCGCGUCAAGGAGGCAGAGCGUAUAAGUCUCAGGGAUCUGUUGAAAACGACACCGUUCCUCAGUCACAAGGAAAUUGCAGUUAGGACCGUAUCGCGUAUGAUCAAAUACGAAGAAUCAAGCGUCCACAUCGAUUACAAUGUAUGCACUUCCGAUCCAACCUUGCGCUGCUCGAGCGCCAGCCCUGCCACAGGAGCGGCUUUCAUACGUUGGGACACCGCACCGACUCGGGUGAUGGUGCCAAUCGAAAACCAAACUGGUGCGAGACGAGGAUCAGCCGCACGGUGCGAGGGAGAUAGAUCCAUCGAUCACGCAGCCAAACGACGAAAGCGCGCGUUGCACAAUCCUUCGAUUGGCGACUGGCAGGACGUGGGUCGGGCGUUACGCGCCAUACAGGAAUUUGCUGGUCAGGAGAAGAAUGUUUCAGUGGAAUUCGGCAUGGCACUGGGUCGUUUGGAGGCCUAUUCUGACCAUCGAGCCAGCCAAACCGCCCUCCUGGCGGUAGACUUCACAAGACAUUGGCUAGUAGAGUGA